AUGACUCCGGCAGUCUUUCUGGCUAUCAUAUGCUUGGGAGUGACCUUGGCUGCUCCAACACCUGACUACAAUCUGGAUGCUGAAUGGGAAAAGUGGAAGAAAAGCUAUGAGAAAACAUACAGCCCAGAGGAAGAAAAGCAGAGGAGAGCAUUAUGGGAAGAAAAUGUGAAAAUGGUUAAACAGCACAUUGUGGAGAAUGGACUGUGGAUGAACAACUUCACCAUAGAAAUGAAUGAAUUUGGUGACAUGACUGGUGAAGAAAUAAGACUGAUGACGGAGAGUUCAUCUCUGACUCUGAGUCAUGGAAAACGCAUCCAGAAACGCAACCCCAAAAUUCCCAAAACUUUGGAUUGGAGAAAGGAAGGUUAUGUGACUCCUGUGCGAAACCAGAGAGCAUGUGCUGCAUGUUGGGCUUUUGCUGUGGUUGGUUCCAUAGAAGGACAGCUGUUCAAAAAAACAGGCAGAUUGAUCCCACUGAGUGUUCAGAACCUGGUGGACUGUUCUAGAUCUUUUGGCACUAUUGGAUGUAAAGGAGGCAGCACCUUCAAUGCCUACCAAUAUGUGAAGAACAAUGGAGGACUGGAGGCUGAGGCAACCUAUCCAUAUGAAGCAAAGGAAGGUCACUGCAGGUACCGUCCUGAACGUUCUGUUGUUAAGAUCACCCGCCUUAUGGUUGUCCCAAGAAAUGAAGAAGCCUUACUCAAUGCUCUAGUAGCUAAUGGGCCCAUUGCUAUUGGAAUUGAUGCUAAACAUGAAUCUUUUGAAAAAUACACAGGAGGUAUGUAUCAUGAGCCAAACUGCAAACGUGAUUCUCCCAACCAUUCUAUGCUGUUGGUUGGUUUUGGCUAUGAAGGCCGAGAGUCAGAGGGCAGAAAAUAUUGGCUGGUAAAAAACAGCCAUGGUGAACAAUGGGGUGAAAAAGGCUACAUAAAGAUUCCCAGAGGUCAGAACUACUGUGGAAUUGCUAACUAUGCCAUGUACCCUGCAUUGUGA
This is a messenger RNA of Mus pahari (shrew mouse), 993 nucleotides long. Its product is annotated as cathepsin 7-like. Gene Ontology annotation, biological process: immune response. The transcript is spliced from 7 exons. Lineage: Eukaryota; Metazoa; Chordata; Mammalia; Rodentia; Muridae. Gene Ontology annotation, cellular component: lysosome. The record is from RefSeq and is a predicted model, not a curated record. Gene Ontology annotation, molecular function: cysteine-type endopeptidase activity. Bases 1 to 993 code for a protein of 330 amino acids.